Molecule: messenger RNA, 1866 nt
Organism: Colletotrichum karsti
Lineage: Eukaryota; Fungi; Ascomycota; Sordariomycetes; Glomerellales; Glomerellaceae
Product: dimethylaniline monooxygenase
Exons: 5
Coding region: 1-1866 (621 amino acids)
Molecular function (GO): N,N-dimethylaniline monooxygenase activity; flavin adenine dinucleotide binding; NADP binding
Source: RefSeq, a predicted model, not a curated record
AUGACACUGAGAGUAGCUGUCAUCGGUGCCGGACCCGCGGGUCUGGCAACGACGCGGUAUCUCAAAUGGGCCCAUCAGUUCUUUGCCAUUGAGCCUAUCGAGGUUCGGGUGUUUGAGAAGGAGGACGACAUUGGAGGGACUUUCAAGUAUCGAGUGUAUGAGGAUGCUGAGCUUGUGUCAUCCAAGUUCCUAACCGCCUUCUCCGAUCACCGCUUGCCUCUAGAUGCCCCUGAUUAUCUUACGCCAGAACGUUACGUGGAGUAUCUUAACGAAUACUGCGACCGCUUUCAACUCCGUCAACACAUUGAACUCUCAUCACCAGUGACUCGUGUACGGCGGACAGAAAAUGGAGGGCACAUCGUUACCGUAAAGCCCCGUGAUGGCGCCCCUUUCGACUACGAAUGCGACGCCGUCGCCGUCUGUUCCGGCCUCAACGUCGAACCCCGAAUCCCUCCCGUAAAAGGACUUGAAAGAGUCCCGAAGGUGCUCCACUCUUCAGAGUUCAAGACCCGAGAUCAGCUCCGGGCGAUCAAAAGCGAGAAGCCGACUAUUGUUAUCGUCGGAACGGGAGAGACCGCGCAGGAUCUUGGCGAGAUCACGGUGACGACGGAGAACAUCAAGCAUGUUGUUAUGUGCCAUCGUGAUGGCUUCAUCGUCGCGCCCAAGACCGCACCAGCUCCUGUCAUGUUUGGGUUCUGGGGCAAAGGUCAAAAGACCAGGGAGAAACCCGUCGACUGCUCGAUCGCCAGCCUCUUCGAUACCGCCUACGUUCCCUCAAGGCUGCAAUCGAGCCAAUUGUUGUGGGAUUUCUACAACCAACAAAUCGACGUCACUUUCUCUCUCAUCGGCGGGACACUCGAAGGAUGGGACCAACUGGUCGGCGGCAUGCGUCGUGAGAGGAUGCACAUUGACCACUUCUUCCCAGCCAAGUCUGCUCGAGCCAUCCCGUACAUCUCAGCCCCCUGGCGCAAGCCCCUUUCCCUAAAGGAACGCAUUCGGAGAUUCUUCUUCUACAUCAAGGAAUUCGACAUUGACCCGAAAGGCCGAUACAUCGAUGUCGCCCCGUGGCCUGAUUACGUCGACGACGAUGGUGUGAUGCACUUUAUGGACAAUGGAAGACCAGAGGCCGAGAGGAUGAAAGGAAUUACUGUGAAACCAGACUUGGUGAUAUUCGCGACGGGUUACACUCGCCGUUUCCCUUUCCUCGACGAAAGCUAUGGCACCCCUGACUCGGCCGAUGUUCGGGCUGUUUACCACAGCAAUGAUGUGUCUGUGGGCUUUGUUGGCUUUGUUCGACCUAACCUGGGGGCUAUUCCAACGCUAGCCGAGAUGCAAACCCAGUUUUGGAUCUUCCGUCUCCUUCAAUCGAAAUACCCCAACGUACCCGGUCUCGCCCCGUCACCGGACGGCCUACCCAUCGAUCCCAACGCAUUGCCCGGCUACGAUAUCGACUGGAAGCUACACCCUCGAUGCGGUCGGGAUCCGUGGGCCGAGAAGCGCGGUGUCGACCACGAAAGCUACGUCUACCAACUGGCGCUCGAUAUAGGCUCAGCCCCCCGAUUCAGUUAUAUUUUACCGAAAGGAUUCCGUGCCCUCUACACCUGGGCCAUGGGAAGCAACUUCAACUGCAAGUUCCGUCUCGUCGGGCCCUGGAAGAACGAAGAAGAGUCUCUGCGCAUCAUGCGCGGAGAGCUGUUUUACAUUGUGAAGCAGUCCGGCGGAAUGUUGUAUAUGUUUGCUAAUACCUUGAUACCCUUGUUCAUGUUCGGAACGCUGAGCGUUUCUAUUCACGCCUGGGACUGGGCGAAGAGUCUGUUCACACCAUGGAGGCGCAAAGAGGGUCAGAUCCGUCUUUCCAACUGUUGA